Molecule: messenger RNA, 2004 nt
Organism: Puccinia graminis f. sp. tritici CRL 75-36-700-3
Lineage: Eukaryota; Fungi; Basidiomycota; Pucciniomycetes; Pucciniales; Pucciniaceae
Exons: 1
Coding region: 1-1518 (505 amino acids)
Source: RefSeq, a predicted model, not a curated record
AUGAAAGUCACCACCCAUCAGGCUCUUGGUUUCCUAUUCUUCUUCCGCUGUAAUGCAAAUAUGGAUAACUUGGUCACCCAUUCGCUGGAGCUGCUUUCAGAUGGGCCGCCGGAGACCUCUUCUUCUGGAAGUGAACAUUCAAUCUCGACCGCCCUGCCCGACCAACGCGCUACUGACAGAGCAAAGAUCUUAAGUCAUCCUGGUACAUCUUCCUCGCCGGCGCGAUCCACAGACAAUCCGCCAGUCAUCGAUUUGACUCUCGAAAUCCCACAUUUAGCAGAGAUGAAAGAUCGGCUCGGAGAAGCAUCGACAAAAGCUCCGGGAAUGAAUGCGGGAUCGAGGAGAAAGAUUUCCGGGGAUCCUGGUAAGCGGGAUGAGAGAACUGAACUUGCAACGACUCAGAAUUCACAGCCUUCGGAGUUGCCAGUUCGAUUUGAUGUCGAAGGACGACCACCGAAGAUGAUCAAACUGAUGGGUGCCUUCAUGGGCACUGAGGUUCGCCCGGAUCGUAUUGAUAGUGACGGGACGAUCAAGCAAUCCGAUUCCUCCAAUCAGGGCCAUCAUGUUCCUGAUAGCACUGAAGCCUCAAAGACUGCUGACAGAGGCAAACAAAUCGCGCAGACAUUGAUUAUCACUGAUGCUAGCUCAUCAAACCUUGAAAGAAUCCCGGCGCGGAUUAUAACACUCGAAUCCACUGGGAGCGCUUUAAAGGACCUGAUCAUUGAUGUCGAGAGGCAGAGUCAGAAUACACAGACGAGCAGGACGAAAGACGAGCCACGAAGAUUGAAGUUUACGGAAGACGUCUUGGAUUUUUCAAACACGCCUGCUGAGUACCAAAGCCAUUUCUUGGACGCGUUGGGAGAUGUGUUGCUUGACCUGAAAGCCAAAGAACUGGUGAUGACGGAAGCGCAAUUCAUCAUCUAUCAUACCGACUUCUACCGGAUCUAUCAGCGCUCGGAGCUUGCUCCGCACUCGGACUCGAAAACGAAUAUCCCGUAUUCCAAGAAGUCGCAGGCCUACAAACACAUGCUCGAGCAUAAGGACAAGUGGUACAGCCAUUGGCAGACGCUUAUGACCCAGAUCAAUCUCGAAAACUCGACCGACAAACUCCAUCUCAAAUCCAAAGAGCUCGUUCUGCCAUACUUGUUUUACGUGGAGAUGAUCAGUACGAUCGUCCCCAUCUCUACAACAAAGCAGAAUGAUUUGGGAAUUCAUCUCAAGCAAGCUUGGGACCUGUUGGAAUCGAUUUUCGGCAAAGAAACCGUUGCUGAUAAGCAAGGCAAGGGAAAGAUCUAUGAGAAAUUCAGCAACUAUGACCGCUUCAACUCUCUCGGUCUGUCGAGUAAAGUGUCCGCCCUCUGGGACCUCUUGGAGCUUUGGCUGGAUACUCAUCGGCCAACUUUGAGUGAUGAGAUCCGGGCUUUUGGGAGAACUUUUCACACUAUCAAAGCGUUCUUCAAUUCUCUCUUCUUUCUUUCUGUUGAGAAUCUCACUCAGAAAUUCGCUCAAAUAGAAUGAGUCCUCUUUUGACUGGUUGAAAAGUCAUGUCGACCUAUGAGUAUUCAGAAGUUCUUUUGGACAAGCGGAUAAUUGGUUCAUGGACCUUAUUGUCCCUGGUAUUUCUUGAUCAGUCAAACCCGCCAAAAUAUGUAUCGCCUAAGUUCCAAAUUCAAGUUUGUAUGUAUCUGCAGUACAUGUAGCACAAUUGUAACUUCAAGUAAUUGCAACCUGAUUGGUUUUUGAUCACUAUCGUUCCGUUCCAGGUCUAGUUACCACAACUCUUUCUUCAGCCUACUAUGUAGUGAGCAUCCACGAGGAAUUCUGCUUUCAAUUCUACAACCAGUCCAAAUUAAUCCUGAUCAAUUUUUUGUUGACCAAUGGAUAUUUAAGUGUGAUUGGCCACACAAUCCUUGGUAACACUGGGAGGUUACGCUACCAGUAACGGUAGCGUAACAAUAACGCAACGAAACCAGGGCUGUUAGCGUUGCAAUAAUCACAACGGCC